AUGAAUGAUGGAGACCAAGAGAGCGAAGUGGUCCUACCGAAACGCCACGGUCUGGGUCGAAAGACAAUGGAAAGGAGUGCCGGUCAGCUUCCUUUAAUUUAUUCUGAAAAGCUUUCCGCGCGAGUCGGCCAGGACCAGGACCGGCCUACCUAUAGUCAUGACUACUUGAAGGAACUUCGUGAUUCUACGCCCUCAACACCGAAGACAACUACCGACGACGAAACCAGCAAGGCUGUUGACGUUGCAGCUAAAUUUGGGGAGAUUAUGACUGUUCCAAAACAGGAACACAUCCCCAGCGAAGCCGAGAUUCGAGAGAAAAAGGCCCGACGCGCACGCCUGGCUAUGGAACACGGUGCGGCGGACGAAUUUAUUUCAUUGGACGUUAACAACGCAGCCAAUACCGAUAACUGGGAUGCGAUUGUACGUGGAGACAAAGAAGUCGAAGAGGAUACAAGACUGGUUCGGGACGACGAAGACUUUGCGGAAGGGUUUGAGGAGUUUUUCACGGAGGAUGGCAAGAUGGCUCUUGGGCGAAAGGCAGAGCGUGAGAAGAAGCGGAAAGACCGUGAACUAAUGCGUGAUCUUAUUGAGGAUGCCGAGGGCAUCUCCGAUGAAGACGAUUCUGACUUGGAGGAAAAGGCUGCUUAUGAAGCUGCCCAGGUUCAUGCGGCCAUGGGUCAUGGCAAGUCAGCCGGUAUUGAUCGUCCGAAAACUCCUCCCAAAGUGACAUCUCUUCCACGACUGGCAAGCAGUUUUGAAAGGUUGCGCACGUCUCUGGCAUCUAUGGAAGUGUCGAAAACACUAAUGAUCAGCCGGAUGGAGGAAUUGAGACAGGAGAAGGCAGAUAUCGCAAUUCGUGAGGUGGAGAUCCAGGCAAUGAUCAAAGAAGCUGGCGACAACUAUGAGCGACUCAAGAAGGAAGCUGCUGAUGCUUCGAAUGCAAAGCUUGAUGGGUCCAGUGGGGCUAUAGAGAUGUCCCGAGGGCUGGAAAGCAUCGGUGCCCCUGUGCCUGUCCCAAUAAGAGAUGCCUCAAUGUCGGAUUCCUCGGAUUCCAGCUUCGAGGAUUCUUCAUAG
Molecule: messenger RNA, 1074 nt
Organism: Penicillium digitatum Pd1
Lineage: Eukaryota; Fungi; Ascomycota; Eurotiomycetes; Eurotiales; Aspergillaceae
Biological process (GO): spliceosomal complex disassembly
Cellular component (GO): U2-type post-mRNA release spliceosomal complex
Source: RefSeq, a predicted model, not a curated record